Boleophthalmus pectinirostris (great blue-spotted mudskipper) is the source of this 3046-nucleotide messenger RNA. RefSeq names its product myelin regulatory factor like. The record is from RefSeq and is a predicted model, not a curated record. The coding region runs from base 248 to 3046 and encodes 932 amino acids. Gene Ontology annotation, biological process: protein autoprocessing; positive regulation of DNA-templated transcription. Gene Ontology annotation, cellular component: endoplasmic reticulum membrane; nucleus. Gene Ontology annotation, molecular function: DNA-binding transcription factor activity; sequence-specific DNA binding. The transcript is spliced from 24 exons. NCBI's taxonomy places the organism in Eukaryota, Metazoa, Chordata, Actinopteri, Gobiiformes, Gobiidae.
UCACUUGACAGUCGUAGGAUCCAUAAACAAGAAGGAAACGGGGAAUAUAGCUUUUAACACCUCAAAAACCAAAACAAAGACAGUCACAUCGGAUGGAUUCGUAAAGGAUGUGGAUUAUACAUGUAUGGUACAUUGUAUUUUACUGAAAAUGGAUUACUCUUGACAAAAUUCAGCAUAGCUCAUACAGACCUGCGGUUAUCGACUACGUGCCUGCCAUCUUGAAAAGACACAGGGGGUUCAUUCAAUCAUGUUUCAUCCCCAAGAGAGGUCCCCUCAGUUGGGCAGCAUGGAGCCUGGAGCACUCAGGCAUGAUGUUGUGGGUGAGAAUGAGGCUCUUCACCAGUUCUUUAAUGGUGAAGACGUAAGUGGAGUACUGAGCAGUUCUGUUUCUGUAGAUACAAGCAUCCUUGAACAGUAUCUCAGUGCUGAUAUGUGCCCCAACAACUUCAUACUCCCUGAAUCUCCUCCUGAUUCAGGUUCAGAGGCCUUUUCUCCUGCACAAAUGCCUGAAUGCGUCUACAAGCCUUCACAUUGGUCAAACCCACAGAUGUUUGAGUCUGGGCAUGUCUCUUCAUCAUGUCGAUUUAAGGAUUCAUCUGUCUCGACAUCUGAACCUCUGACACAUGAACAGCUACGAAACAUGGGUCUAACAAACAUUAACAUCAAACCUGGGACCCCCCCUGCUCCUCCUGCUCAUAAACAUCACCACAUACAACAGUCUCUCAGACAAAUGCACUCUUUACCACCAAGAGGCUGUUUGCAAGGAUAUACCCCUCCUACUCCCCCAUCACCACCUCUCUGUUCCCAAUAUCGUACACCAGGCCCUGAAAAGGAACCCUGUCUGUCCACUUCGUCUUAUUCUCAAGCAUCUACCUCCCUCUCACACAGCUGUUCUCAAGAAAGUAGAAAAAGGAGAAGAUCAGACUGUGAAGACAUGUCAGGACCUAAAGCACCAUAUGAAGUUAACAUCAGUAGCAAUGCCAGCAUGAGCAGCAGCACCGCUGGUUUAAGUAAUGGGUCAUACAGCUCAUUAACAUGGGAGCAGUACAAUCCAGGACAGUGGAGCACUUUGUUAGACCGCAGCUAUCAGCCUCUAUCACCUCUGGUCUACCAUGUUGAUGCAGAUAAAGGCUUCACCUACUCGACGGCAGAUGAUGUUUUUGUUUGUCAGAAGAAGAACCACUUCCAGGUCACAGUCCACAUUGGGGUUACAGGAGACCCCCACUAUGUCAUGACGAACAAUGGGUCACAGGAAGUCAACCACUUUGAAAUUAAAGUUUUUGGAGUCAAGUUGGAAGAUCCCAGUCACCACGUGCUGAUUGAGCAAUCACAGUCGGACCGCAGCAAAAAGCCUUUUUAUCCUGUCAGAGUCAGUCUGCCAAGCAGAAAAAUGACCAAGGUGACGCUUGGACGACUACACUUUAGUGAGACAACUGCCAAUAACAUAAGAAAAAAAGGCAAACCAAACCCAGAUCAGAGAUAUUUCCAAAUGGUUGUUGGUUUGUAUGCUGCUGUGAAAGAAGAAACAUUAUUACUGGCUGCACUGGUAUCAGAGAGAAUCAUUGUCAGGGCGUCUAACCCAGGUCAGUUUGAGACGGAGGGAGACGCCAUGUGGCAGCGAGGGGUAGUGCAGGACUCUGUGGUAUGUCAGGGGCAUGUGGGCAUUAACACAGACUCUCCUGAUGAAGCACUGGUUGUAUGUGGAAAUGCCAAAGUGAUGGGCACAAUCCUGCAACCAUCAGAUCAGCGUGCCAAGCACAACAUACAGGAGGUCGACUCUGAACAACAACUGAAACGAAUCACUCAAAUGAGGCUAGUGGAAUUUGAUUACAAACCAGAGUUCGCCUCAACAAUGGGAAUAGAUCAAGCUCACCAAACAGGUGUAAUAGCUCAAGAGGUAAAGGAGCUCCUUCCAUCUGCAGUUAGAGAAGUUGGAGAUGUCACUUGCUCAGAUGGAGAAAAAAUAGACAAUUUUCUUAUGGUGGACAAGGAGCAAAUUUUUAUAGAAAAUAUUGGUGCUGUACAGCAACUGUCAAAGCUCACAAACAACCUGGAGACAAGGAUUCAAGACCUGGAGGUUUGGAACCAGCGACUGGGCAAGCUUAAGAACCUCACAGGCAGCCUCCGCUCAAGCAGAAAAAAUAGCACUGGUUCUACAACACUGACUACUGUGUCAUCUAAAGCUCAAAAAACAAAGAAAGAUGGCAAGUCACACAAGUACAAUCACUGUUUACAGCACAGAAUCUUUCAGGCCAGCAUCUUCACACUUCUGGCUACUCUGGCAUUUUGCAUGAUCUCUAUCACUGCUCUGUACUUGGUAACUUUGGAGGAGGACACAGACACCACCCAUGAUCACAGUAAUUCAAGCUUAAUCCCUCCAUCAAGUACUACCUGGACAAGCACAGCACAACCAACAAGUUCCCCUGGAUUUUGGCCACCAGAGGUGGACUUCUGUGACAUCCUGUACUGUGACCAGGUGUACUGUUGCCCCUCAUACCGAGGGGGAAACACUGGCUUCAGUAUCACUCUUCAUGACGGAUGGGAAGAAAAGUACAAUUUAACAAAUACAGGAAUACAAUAUUUUUAUAAUCAGCUGAAAAGUGCCAAAGACUGGACAAAUACAACCAUUCAACACUUCAUGAUCAAGGAAAAUCAACAGACUAUUGACAGUAAAUAUUGUCUUAGAGAUGAAUGUGGGCCAAGCAGGUUUGUCUACAGAAUUCCCAUUAGCCAGUUUGUGCCUGGUAACAUGAGGAUCACUCUGCUCAUGAAUUCUACAGAGCUUCUAGUGGUUCAUCUUUGUUAUUAUGACGAGUCAGCAGCCUGCACAUCUCGACUGGAUAUAAACACUGUGACUGGGAGCCAGUAUCCUUCAAAUACCCAAGGAGUGCAUGAAUGGCCUCUUCAUGUGGCCCGUCUGUAUCACAGCUCAUAUCACUUCCGAUCAUCAGUUGCGGGCCAGGCAGACUGCAGUACUGACCAUCAUUAUGCAGGGGUGCUGUUUACUGACUACCAUUUCCACUUCUAUAGACGCUGCACUGAUUAA